AUGGCUUCUAUCGGCUUGUUUGAAACAUCCAUAUCUCUUUUUUGCUUCCUCAUCUUCUAUUACUUCCUCAUCAAGAAACACUUUGGUUACUUUCUCAUCAAGAAAUACCUUCAAAGCUACCCUUGGAAUUGGCCUGUUCUUGGGAUGCUUCCAGCUGUGCUCAUGAGGUUCAACCGGAUCGACGAUGCCAUCUACAUCAUUGAGAAGACCAACUUGACAUUUGUAUUCAAGGGUCCCUGGUUCAGUAGAAUGGAUGCGUUGAUCACCGUUGAUCCAGCUAAUAUACAUCAUAUAUUGACCUCAAACUUCUCCAACUACGUCAAAGGACCGGAGUUCAAAGAGAUAUUUGAUGUGUUUGGAGACGUGAUAUUCAACACCGAUUCAGACCUAUGGAAGAAUCUAAGAAUGUCUACUCAGGUCAUGCUCAGUCAUCAAGGCUUUCAAAACUUUUCAAUGGAUGUCACAACAAGCAAACUCAAGGACGUGCUUCUUCCUCUUUUUAGUCGCUAUUCAGAGGAAGGCGCAAUCGUGGACUUGCAAGAUGUGUUCCGGAGAUUCAUGUUCGAUAUAUCCCUUGUUACAAUUACCGGGUCGGAUCCUCAGUCUCUCUCCAUUGACAUGCCAGAGGUUGAGUUCGCAGAAGCCUUCGAUAAUGCUGGGGAAGCCAUUUUAUUAAGGCAUGUCAAACCAAAAUUCUUGUGGAAGUUGCAAAACAUGAUGGGGUUGGGACAAGAGAAGAAGUUGACAGAAGCGAGUGUCACCUUUGAUCGACUCUGCACCAAAUAUAUAUUUUCAAAGAGAGAAGCGAUAAGAUCACAAGGGAUGGGUCAUGAUCACUCCGAUGUAGAAAGUGAAGAUAUUUUAACGUAUCACAUAAAGCUAGAUACAAGUAAGUACGAGCUCUUGGAUCCAAGUGAUGAUAAGUUCCUUAGAGACACCAUUGUAGCUUUCAUCUUCGCAGGGAGAGAUACCACUGCCACUGCUCUCACUUGGUUUUUCGGGAUCCUUUCCGUAAACCCUCACGUGGAAGCCAAGAUUCGCCAAGAGAUAGACACAAAUCUACCAAAAGCUGGAAGCAGUCAAGAGAGGUCAUGGUCGACUAGUGAUCGCAGAGAGUAUUUGAACAAGUUGGUGUAUUUACAUGGGGCUUUGUAUGAAGCAAUGCGGCUUUAUCCACCAAUUCCGUUCGAGCGCAAGACUUCUAUAAAAUCAGAAGUACUUCCAAGUGGUCACAAAAUCGAUGCAAACUCUAACAUUAUCAUCCCUAUCUAUGCUUUAGGGAGGAUGAGAUCUGUAUGGGGAGAUGACGCAUGGGAGUUCAAGCCAGAGAGAUGGGUUUCAGAGACUGGAGGGUUGAGACAUGAGCCUUCUUCCAAGUUCUUAGCAUUUAACUCCGGUCCAAGAACUUGUCCUGGUAGGCAUUUAGCUAUGGUGACAUUGAAGACCGUGGUCGUGGAGAUAUUACAAAACUAUGACAUCAAUCUCGCUAAAGGACACAAGAUUGAGCCAAAGCCUCGUCUUGCUCUUCACAUGAAGCAUGGGCUUAGAGUCACGCUUACUAAGAGAUGUUCGGCUUAA
This is a messenger RNA of Eruca vesicaria subsp. sativa (arugula), 1578 nucleotides long. Lineage: Eukaryota; Viridiplantae; Streptophyta; Magnoliopsida; Brassicales; Brassicaceae. The record is from the annotation of a GenBank genome assembly.